AUGGAAGUACCGGCAGAAUUAUUGGCAUACACCAGUCGAAACCCACUAGAGGCCAUACUCAAUCGAUUCCGAAGCACUUUUGAUACUAGCAGUAACCCAAUAGAUGGUGAGAUUUUAUCACUGAUUUCAAUUCGAAGGCUAAUUAUGGAAUACACAACUGGUGAACAUCGAAAUGAAGAAAUAUUAGCCAUACGACAACUCCUUCUAAAACUACUUCUUAAACUAUCAACAAAUCAGAUUCCCGUCUCCUAUUUUAGUGAUCUAAUAGCAUUGAUCAAAGGUUUUGCUGGUGAUCAUGAAAUUUGGUCUACCGUGAUCCAGAUCGCUGAUCGUAUCGACAAAGAAGAUCAACCUACCAACACUGCCCCUCAAACUAUUGUAGCUAAGAAAGAAUAUUCGACGGCCACUAAAGUCCAAAGCGCUAUGGAACCAGCAGGUUAUGAUGCCAACGCUACUCUACUGACAAUUGCGCUCAAAAGCGAGCUUAAAGGCAAGAUUUAUAGAAAUGUCGAUAAAUUUUGGGAAAAAUAUAGCCAAGAUUGUAAAAGUAGAAGUGGUAACGUCUUCUCAGACAACAUGGAUGAAAAAGCGAUACGAAGCUGGAUGCAUGCAUUUCGAGAUCGUUACCUGAUUCAGUUUAUGAAAAGUUCGAAUAAGACAGGGAAAAACCAGCCAGCUGUUCAAAGAGAACUGAGAAAAUCUUAUGUGCGUGGUAAAUUUUGUAAUACAUUAAAAUCAGGAGAACUCAUAGGUGGUUUGAACAAUUGCCAAGUGGACUUUUUUAUUAAGAGUUCUGAUAUCGCUGACAAUGUUGAACAUAAAUGGAGAGAUGUCAGAGUCGUGGGAGAAAUAACCUCUUCGAAGGAAAAGAUAUCUGAUAAGAUCCAUCAGUUAAUGAGGUAUAUGCGCGAAAUCUUCUAUUCGCAGCCGCUUCGUCGAUUUGCGCAUGGGUUCUGCUUGCACAAGAAUCACAUGGAGCUCUGGAUUGUCGAUCGGGCAGGUGCAUAUAGCUCUGGAGAAAUAGACCUGUCGAAGAGCCAUGAAAAACUCAUCCGGGUAUUGUCGUCAUACAUGCUCAUGAGUGACGAGGAUCUUGGAUUGGACCCAAUCACUAGCUACGAUAGUGACGGUCGGUGUUUCGUGACCGUUCCAAACGGCAUGACAUCAGUGGAAAAAAUUGAGGUGAACCCCUUACCUAUAGCUCGGCCAGAAACCAUAGCUUCGCGAGGAAACACGUGCUUAGAGACGAAGGAUAGCAUGUAUAUGCUAAAGUUCUCUUGGGGCUCUGAGAUUGUGGAAUCCGAGACCAAAAUUUUGAAAAAAGUAAAAGGCGUGACAGGCGUCAUCACUUUGAACUACUCUUCGGAUCUAUAUAACAUCGAUACACACCGACACGGAAUGGAAUUUACAGAAGACAAAAAAUUCAAGAUCAAUGCUGAUGAUGCAGCCCUCUCUUAUGGCGUCGUGACGAAUUCUCGGGCCAAUAUAUCAUACAUUAAACGUAAACUUACUUACGCAAAGUUGUCACCGGUCGGACGACCCCUUCAAUCUUCCUCAACGGUACGGGAAUUUGUACGGGGCAUACGAGACGCCAUUAUCGGCCAUCGCAAUUUAUACGAUAAAGGGAUCAUUCACGGUGAUAUCUCGGCCGGUAACAUCAUUCUGACUAAGGCGGACGUAACGGGUGCAAGUGAAGGGUUGCUUAUUGAUCUAGAUAUGGCUUCUUUUCGUGAGGAGAUAAAAGGUAAGAAACAGCGUGAAAGGAUAACCGGAACUUUAAAGUACAUGGCGCUGGAACUUUUAGAAGCUAUUGACGAAAAGGAAAACACCCUAAAGCAAACUUACCGUCAUGAUCUUGAAUCAUUCUUCUACGUUCUCAUAACUGGAUGUAUGAGCUAUUGUCGUAAAGAAGCUCCAAAACAUCUCCAAAACUGGUAUUCGUCUAACUCUACGUUGUGUUUCACAUCAAAGAAAGGUGAUGUCAUAUUUGAAUUUCAAAAACAAAUAUUAAAGUACUUCACGCCCACGUUUGAAUGUCUUCAGAAGCUGGCACGGAGUCUUCGCCAAAUACUCUUUGAAGACGAAUCGGUCGGAUACAGGACACCGGAAGAUCCAAACGUGCUGUAUGAGCCUAUAAUCCGUGCCUUCGAUGACACUAUCCAGGAACUUGAAGGUGAGAAAGUUUUCAAUUAA
Blumeria graminis f. sp. triticale is the source of this 2193-nucleotide messenger RNA. Lineage: Eukaryota; Fungi; Ascomycota; Leotiomycetes; Helotiales; Erysiphaceae. The record is from the annotation of a GenBank genome assembly.